This is a messenger RNA of Rhodotorula graminis WP1, 2637 nucleotides long. RefSeq lists its product as uncharacterized. The record is from RefSeq and is a predicted model, not a curated record. Lineage: Eukaryota; Fungi; Basidiomycota; Microbotryomycetes; Sporidiobolales; Sporidiobolaceae. Gene Ontology annotation, cellular component: cytosol. Gene Ontology annotation, molecular function: A2-type glycerophospholipase activity. The transcript is spliced from 6 exons. Gene Ontology annotation, biological process: glycerophospholipid catabolic process. The coding region runs from base 1 to 2598 and encodes 865 amino acids.
AUGGUCCGCCUGCGCCUCGAGACCACUCGCACCCUCCCACCAAGGCGACCUGCACCCCUCGCCCUCGCCCCGCGCCGUGGGCUCGCCUCGCUCCCCACCUCGCCGCCGAUCACUUCGACCCGGUUGUUCGCCUCGUCGGUCCUCCUCGCCGGUGCGGGCCUCGGGGCAGGCGUUGGAGCCGUCGCAGGGCACGCAGCCAAACCUCACGGCUCGCCCUCGUCGCGCGCCUUCUGGACGCUCCGCUGCGACGACCAGCCCGCGGCGACCAAGGCGACGGCCACGGGCAAGGGCGGCGCAGGACGAGACGGCGACUGCGGCGACGACAAGGAUCCUGCAUGGCUCGCCAAGCUCAAGUCGCUUCCCAGGCCGACCCUCCCGACCCCUCCUUCCCUCCCCGACUUCCCUUCCCUCCCCGACCUCCCCUUGCCGUCCCUCCGCCUCGCCGACGUUACCGCCACGCUCGAGUCGUGGAAGUCGUCCCUCGCCUCACUGUCGACCACGUUCGCCAAGCUGCAAGACGAGCUCUCGCUCGGGCCCGACUCGACCUACGCCCACAUCGUCGACGAGGGCAAGGACGCGCGCGCCCACCCCGAGCUCCAGUGGGACGCCCAGGUCCGCCUCGGCACCGACCUCCCGAUCAGCGAGCGCGCCUUUCUGCGCAACCGCCGCCAGAAGAUGCGCGCCGCGUUCGCCCGCCUCGUCGACGUCCCCCUCGACGACGUCGACGAGCGCGACCUGCCCACCGUCUCGAUCGCGGCGAGCGGCGGCGGGUACCGCGCCAUGCUCAACACGAUGGCGAGCCUCGAGGCGGCAAAGGAGACGGGCCUGUGGGACGUCGUGACGCACAUCUCGGGCGUCAGCGGGUCGUGCUGGGCCCUCAACACGCUCUACUCGCUCGGCGGCGCCGACAUCAGCUGGACCCUCAAGCACCUGCGCGAGCGCGUCAAGGAGCCGUUCCUCCAGCCCGACACGUUCACCGGCCUCCUCAACGUCGACGACCCCAACUCGCGCGCCAUCCUCGCCGCCACGAUUCUCAAGAAGGCGAGCCAAGGCGGCGACGUUUCGCUCGUCGACGUGUAUGGCGUCCUCGUCUCGACCCGGCUCUACGUCGCCUCGUCGGCGCUCCCGCCCCCGCCUCGGCCGCUCUCGCUCCGCACCAUGAAGACGUCGGCGCAGCGCGACUUUAUCGACGACGGCGGCGCGCCUCUGCCCAUCUACACGACCGUGCGCCACGACAUCCCGCCGCCGUCAGAGCUCGAGAAGCUCGAGAACGAGAACGAGGACAAGGCCAAGGAGAUGGUCCAGAAGGCCGAGUACACCUGGUUCGAGACGACGCCGUUCGAGGUCGGCAGCGACAAGCUCGCGGCCUGGAUCCCGACCUGGGCGCUCGGGCGCGUCUUUGACGGCGGCAAGAGCGCCGAGCGCGUGCCCGAGCUCGGCGUGCCCGUCCUGUCGGGCAUCUACGCAAGCGCGUUCUCGGCGUCGCUCUUCUCGUACUGGUCCGAGAUCCGGCCGCUGCUCGUCGCCAUGCCGCUCUUCGCCAAGAUCGACGACUUUGUCAAGUCGAACGCGUACAAGCUCGACAUUAUCCACCCGCUCCCUCCCGCCGAGCUCCCCAACUUCCUGUACAACCUGCGCACCCUCCCUUCCUCGGUCCCGUCGUCCCUUGCCACCGAGCGCACCCUCGGCUUUGCCGACGCCGGCAUCAACCUCAACCUGCCGUACCUCCCGCUCCUGCGCCGCAGCGCCGACGUCAUCAUCGCGCUCGACGCGAGCGCCGACUCGCAGGACGUGUGGUUCUCGCGUGCGGCCGAGCUCGCGCGCAAGUACGACGCCGUGCCCUCGACGGCGGCCGACGCGCAGCAGCAGCAGGAGGACGGCGUCGAGCAGGCGGGCAGGAGGGAGCGCUCGCGGUGGCCGGCGGUCGACGUCGAGGCGCUCUUCCCCGCGCAGGUCGCCGCGCAGCAGGGCGGCAAGGCCGGCGACGCCAAGGAUGAGAGCAAGGAACACGAGAAGGACGCCCACGCGGCGGCGGCCAAGGUCGACGCGGCCAAGCUGCAGGAGGGCGCGAGCGGCGCCAAGGAGGACGGCGAGAGGAGCGGCGUGCGGGUCGACAACCCGCAGCCUGCGCCCGUCGGGAGCGCGCCCGAGAGUGCGGAGCGUGCGGCGCAUGAGGAUGGAGCGGGUGCGGGCGAGGACAAGCCGAUGCCGAGCAGCCAGGCGAGGGAGCCUCCUCUCGGGCGAUGCAGCAUCUGGAUCGGCUCGACCAACCCCGACCACGCCGCGUCAUGCCGCAACGACCACCCGUCGGUCGACGACGUCCUCGAGCGCAACGGCAUCGCGCUCGCCUACAUCCCGCUCGCGCCCGACGACGAGUUCAAGAACCCGCUCGAGGUCUUUUCGACAUGGGAGUUUGCGUUCAAGGAGGAGGAGACGGACCGCCUCAUCCGGCUCGCAAAGGCCAACUUCAAGGCGGGCGAAGAGCAGCUCAAGACGGUGCUCAAGGGCGUGUGGCUGCGGAAACGGCAGCAGCGUUUGGCGGACGAGGCGCGAGGAGGAUCGGCGGACGGCGCGUCGGAGCCGAGCAGCAGCCUGUAGCAUAGAGCUCUGUCAUUACUACUCUCGAAAGAAUGAUGC